AUGGUCACAGAUCCUAGUAAUAGUAAAAGAGAAGUAGUUGGAAGUCUGCUAUAUCUUGCUACCAUAUCACGUCCAGAUAUAAGUUUCGCAGUCAAUUACGUAAGUCGCUUUACCAAAAAGCCAAUGAGAAGUCACUGGGCAAUGGUAAAACGUAUCUUCCAAUAUAUAAAAGAGACAACAAAAUUUGGAAUAAGUUUUAAUGGAGAUAAGAAUCUGUCUGUGUAUAGUGACUGCGAUUAUGGUGGAGAUACAGAAACUGGACAGUCCACUAGUGGAGUUAUCCUACUACGUGGAGGCCCUAUAGUUUGGCUAACUCAAAAACCAAAUACAGUAUCAAAUUCCACCGCUAAAGCUGAGUAUCGAGCAGCAGUAUUAGCCAUAGAUGAAGUCUGUUGGAUACGAAGAUUAGCUCAAGAAUUAAAACAAUUAUACACAAGCAAACCUACACCACACUAUAUUGACAAUCAUAGUCUGCUAUUCACAUACUGA
Molecule: messenger RNA, 489 nt
Organism: Eupeodes corollae
Lineage: Eukaryota; Metazoa; Arthropoda; Insecta; Diptera; Syrphidae
Exons: 1
Coding region: 1-489 (162 amino acids)
Source: RefSeq, a predicted model, not a curated record